AUGGAGUAUGCUGCCGAAAAAGCCCGCCUUUCCCCUCCAGGCCCAGACAAGUUUUGCGUCGGUGCUGUUCUAGCUAAUAGAGACACUGGGGAGAUCCUUUCUACGGGAUACUCGAUCGAACUGCCUGGCUACAUGGAAGGAGACUCGGGGAGCACACACGCGGAGCAGUGCUGUUUCAUCAAAGUGGCACAGAAGCACGGUCUUCCGGCAGUACGUGCUGAAGAGCACAUCGGCGAUGUCCUCCCAAAGAACACGGUGCUGUACACGACCAUGGAGCCGUGCAAUGCGAGAUUAAGCGGCAAUAGGACGUGUUGUGAUCGGAUUGUGGCACUGAAAGACAAGCUGAAGACGGUUUACGUGGGAAUUCGGGAGCCGAACACGUUCAUUGUUGAUAACGAUGGGAAAAAGAGACUGGAAGGCGAAGGGAUUCGCUUCGAAAUGGUUGAGGGCGCCCGGAACCUCUGUUAUGAAGUUGCCAUGACUGGUCAUGAGAAGAAGAGCGAGUAG
Molecule: messenger RNA, 507 nt
Organism: Trematosphaeria pertusa
Lineage: Eukaryota; Fungi; Ascomycota; Dothideomycetes; Pleosporales; Trematosphaeriaceae
Exons: 1
Coding region: 1-507 (168 amino acids)
Molecular function (GO): catalytic activity
Source: RefSeq, a predicted model, not a curated record